GUCCAGCAGCAGAAGCAGCAGCAGCAGCAGCAGCAGAAGCAGCAGAUCUCGUCUCCAGCAGGAACAGCGACGGCUCUAGUGCUAGAAAAGGAUCAGUGCCUUGAGUGAAUUGAUUGUCAUCCCUGCGGGCGAGCCUGUGCCAGCUCUGUGUUUCUUAGUGGGAAGAGCCCAGCUGUGUCGUUGUCAGUGUCAGGGAAGUUCUGCUUGUCAUGGUGAAAGAUGAAACAGUGGCCCACACUCAUGAUUCAGGCCAGGCGACAGAGAAGCCCAUUAUCCGGUGCCACAAAUGCGGGGAGCCAUGCAAGGGAGAAGUCCUCAGGGUCCAGUCAAAACACUUCCACUUAAAAUGCUUCAUUUGCAAAGUCUGUGGAUGCGACUUGGCACAAGGAGGCUUCUUCAUCAAGAACGGAGAGUACCUGUGCUCCCUAGACUACCAGCGCAUGUUUGGGACACGUUGCAAUGGCUGCGGAGACUUUGUAGAGGGAGAGGUUGUAACGGCGCUAGGAAAGACCUAUCACCCCAGCUGUUUUGCCUGCACAUCUUGCAAGCACCCCUUCCCUCCAGGAGACCGGGUAACCUUCAAUGGGAGAGAUUGUCUCUGCCAAAACUGCGCUGCCAUGCCGAUAUCUCCAGGACCAACAGAGAUUGCUACACCCAGUAGUUGCUCCGGCUGCGGCAGAGACAUAAAGAAUGGACAGGCCUUACUAGCGCUGGACAAGCAGUGGCACUUGGGAUGCUUUAAAUGCAAAUCCUGCGGGAAGGUCCUGACGGGCGAAUACAUAAGCAAGGAUGGCUCCCCGUACUGCGAGAAGGACUACCAGAUGCUGUUUGGGGUGAAGUGUGAGGCAUGCCAUGAUUUUAUCACUGGGAAAGUGCUGGAGGCAGGAGACAAGCAUUAUCACCCCAGCUGUGCACGAUGCAGCAGAUGCAACCAGAUGUUCACAGAAGGGGAAGAAAUGUUCCUACAAGGUUCAACGGUCUGGCAUCCGUACUGUAAGGAAACUACCAAGGCUGAGGAGAAGCUGCGGCCCACAAGAUCAUCUAGUGAAAGCGUCUACUCUAGGUCUGGGUCCAGCAUCCCAGGCUCUCCGGGACACACUAUAUGUGCUAAAGUAGAUAAUAAAAUUCUGGAUUACAAGGAUUUGGCUGCGAUUCCCAAAGUCAAAGCCAUUUAUGACAUAGAGCGUCCUGAUCUCAUAACUUACGAGCCCUUCUAUACAUCCACUAAUGAGGACCGGCACAGCGUAGGAGAGCCUCAGAGCCCAAGAAGUGACAGAUCGUCUGUGGUUGGCGAGAGAUCUCCCAGGACUUUGUCCCCAACACCUUCUGUAGAGGGUUACCAAGAUGGCCGGGAUCGGGUGAUGCAGAGGUCGACUAGCCAGGGCUCCAUCAAUUCUCCAGUGUACAGUCGCCAUAACUACAUCCCCACUGUCUCACGCUCCCCACAGCACUUCCACAGACCCGAGCUGUUGCGUACUGGUGGGCAGCGAUUGCCUUACAUGCGCACCAGCAGUUUCAGCUCCACCCUCAGCAACUCCCGUCCCAACUGCCCAUUCCGACACCACUCGGUCUUACAUGUGAAAGGCAAUGAGCCAAACAGCGGCAGGAAUUCCCCAAUCCCUUAUCGACCAGACAGUCGCCCUCUCUCUCCAACAUACGCUCAGGCCCUUAAACAUUUCCACCUUCCAGAUCAAGGCAUUAACAUUUACAGGAAGCCUCCAAUCUACAAGCAACAAGAUGCAGCUGCUUUGGCAGCGCAGAACUUCAAGUCCGAGAAUAUCAUCAAGUCCUCCAAGUUCCCGGCCGCUCAUGUACCGGCACCCAACGUGGUCCCAAAGAUUGAGACCGAUUACUGGCCCGGCCCACCUUCUCUUGCUGCCAUAGGUUCUGAUUCCAGGAGGCGGUCUAUCGCUCGGGAGGAAGAUGAAGAACUGGAGAAACGCAGACAUCUUCAUGAGGAGCAGCUGCUGAAGUUAAACUCAGGUCUGGGUCAGCUGAUACUAAAAGAAGAGAAGGAGAGUAGAGAGCGUGCUCUCCGAUAUGACUAUCUCCAUUCUGAUUCCUCCAAAACCUCCUCCCUCCCUGGCUAUGGAAGAAAUGGACUCCACCGGCCGGUCUCAACUGACUUUGGCCAAUACGACAGUUACGGGGAUAUAAGUGGCGACAUUCAAGAUUAUCAGUCGAUACCAGAUGGUCACGUUCCUGCAAUGAGAAUGGAUAGGGGCGUCUCUAUGCCUAACAUGUUGGAGCCAAAGAUUUUCCCCUAUGAGUUGCUCGUUGUCACCAACAGGGCGCGCAACAAGAUUCUAAGGGAUGUGGACAGAACCAGACUGGAGCGUCAUCUUGCCCCUGAAAUCUUUCAUGAAAUCUUUAGGAUGACGAUACAGGAAUUUGAUAAACUGCCGCUCUGGAGACGCAACGAUUUGAAGAAAAGAGCCAAACUCUUCUAAUUCCCUGAUCAGUGUAUGGUUUUGGGGAAGAAUCGGACAUGACGAGCCAUGGGAAGUGAUCCAAUGUCCCAUCCAAUAUCCCAUGUGGGACCGAAACAAUGGGCAGGAUUAUGGGCAGGGGUGCAAAUAACUCCCUGACGCUCUGUUGGCGGGCUACUAAUAUUCAGCUGGGGGGCUACUUAUACUCAGCUGGGGGCCACUAAUACUCAGAUGGGGGGCCACUAAUACUCAGAUGGGGGGGCACUAGGCAAGGAGAAUGGCCGCCUGUAACUGCUGUACAGGUGAAAAUUCUCUGCCAAUAGGAAGUAUGGGAGGGUGUGAGAUGCCAGUGUGCGUGUUUUUUAUUUUUUGUGUUAGUGAUUUUUUCUUAAAAUUCUUUUAAAUACUGGACAUUAACCCUUGUGCUUAGGUUGUCACUCUGAAUAAGUGAGCAGUGUUAUAAUCAAUGCCAUGUCUGCCUGUACCAAUAACAAACCCAACCAACUUCAUUUGCUCUGUACGACACAUGGGUUAAUGCCCGCACCCCUUUUAUUUUUUAUUAACGACCCACUUUACAUAUAGUGAUAGACGAGGUGAGUUUUUUUGCACAUAUGCGGGGGCUUAAUGCGUAUGAUUGGUUUAGACUAAGCAGCCCAUUCACAUGUCGUUGCCAUUUUUAUGUGUUUUUAAUUUUUCUUUUGGAAACUAUUUAAUCCGUUUGUACUUAGGACAUGUAAAGAGUGCAAGAUUGUAUUGAACCCCCGCAAUGGGGGGCAUUUACCUGCUUGGAAAUUCUGCCUUGCUUAAUAUAUAAAUGGCUCCACAAGGAAACAGGGAUCUAUAGAGCUGCAAUUCUCCAGCCAACCGAAGAGUAAUUAGGCUUUUGUGAACCUCACUCCCACAUACCUUAAAUGAUGGUGUAAAGAGCAGCAUAGAUGGAGGGGCUGAAUGAUGCCUUGAGUUGUUUAUCCUGAUACCCAAAGUUGGGGACAGCUGGUUUCCCGCAUACCCCCAAAUGUUGAGUUGAUGACAAUUCUAUCAAGUUGACUUUUUAAGUGAAGGUUUACUUGUUCCGUUAAUCAAGUUGAUUUUAAUUAAGGAAGACAAAGGGGUUAUUUUGCGCUCUCUGCAUCUCCCAUGGGUGACGACUGACCUGCUGACAAUAUUGAAGGAAUUGCUCUUGCCAGCGAGUGAAUUUUCAGAAGACAAAACAAUGGACUCACUGUUUGGACUCCCUUUUUCCAAAUGAAUUGUCUCUCAGCAGAAAACACUCCAUUAACCUAAUUUUUUCAUGUCUCUUCUUUUCUCUCGUUUGCAUGGACAAUCCUCUGUUUUUAUAGGCUGAAUGAAUGGCAUUAAAUGUGUUUUAAUCCAGCAGAGUUUGAAGUCCAGAAAGCUUUCUAAUGGCCCAAAAAUGGUCUUUCUCAUUGGGCACCUGCCAUAUAUAUUAAUAUAUAUAUAAAUAUAUAACUGGACAUUAGGAAUUUCUAUAAUGUAUCAGAUCUAUUAAAGGAUGAUGUAUGAAAUGUAUGUGCGAUCUAGACAGCGACAAACCUUCCCCUGCUAUGGUGCUUAAUGUCUAGGGCUGCUCUGUCACUUACGAAUAUAUCUCUACUGCCGCUCAUUAAAGUGAAAUAUAAAGGA
Molecule: messenger RNA, 4073 nt
Organism: Xenopus laevis (African clawed frog)
Lineage: Eukaryota; Metazoa; Chordata; Amphibia; Anura; Pipidae
Gene: ablim1.S
Product: actin binding LIM protein 1 S homeolog
Exons: 25
Coding region: 210-2450 (746 amino acids)
Biological process (GO): lamellipodium assembly; cytoskeleton organization; cilium assembly
Cellular component (GO): cytoplasm; actin cytoskeleton; stress fiber
Molecular function (GO): actin binding; actin filament binding
Source: RefSeq, a predicted model, not a curated record